Messenger RNA from Medioppia subpectinata, 846 nucleotides. NCBI's taxonomy places the organism in Eukaryota, Metazoa, Arthropoda, Arachnida, Sarcoptiformes, Oppiidae. The record is from the annotation of a GenBank genome assembly.
AUGUCGUUGAACGUCACGUGUAAUUCCGAGCCAUCAAAGCCUCAAUCGGCGCUCUCGUGGCUAAUCAAUGGCGAAUCGGCGGAUGAAAGCUAUUUGCGAAACGUAUCUCAAGUGAAACGUACGGAUGGUCUGCAGAGAUCGUCUCUUCAAUUACAGUUCAACGCAGAGAGGCAUCAAUUUAUUGGUGGCAUAAUUAAGCUCCGGUGCACAAGUGUUAUAUCGCAGGCCUACUCCAUGAGCAGCGAAGAAAUUAUUGUCUCCGAUCACGCGAAGGCAUCGCACACUCACUCAGUGCACGAGAGUGAGGGCCCUAUCAUUAGUGGUGGGCGACCCACCUAUCAUGUCGGCGAUCUCAUUAACCUGACGUGUACCUCAUCCAAGUCCUAUCCGGCGCCACAGCUUAAGUUCUUCAUUAAUGACAAGGAGGCCAGACCUGAAUACUUGAGAUAUCACCCAAAAGUGCAAUUCCAAGACGGGAAUGAAGUGUCGGUUCUGGGCUUACAGUUGAGAGUAAAUCCGACACAUUUUGGCGGCUCUUCCACUAAUGGCAAACGAAAGACAUACUCUUCGGGCAAAGAUAAUCAACAAAUUAAAUUGAAAUGCACGGCAACUCUAGAGAAAGUGAUCGACACUUCCAGUAGUAAUGUAAUAAUAGGAAGCAGUCAACAGAGCUCUGGAUUACAUAUUGCUGAAAACAAAGCCGUAAAUAUGAAUAGAGGACAGACAUUAUUGUCGACACAAAUUCUUCUGCUGUUAAUAUGUUGUUAUACAACCGUUUGGUAUUCACGAUCAUAAAACCAAUGGAAACACCAAAAAUAUUUAUAUAUAUAUUGUACAUCUAUUACA